This is a messenger RNA of Acyrthosiphon pisum (pea aphid), 772 nucleotides long. RefSeq names its product cilia- and flagella-associated protein 157. Gene Ontology annotation, molecular function: microtubule binding. Gene Ontology annotation, cellular component: cilium; ciliary basal body. The transcript has 2 exons. The coding region runs from base 295 to 639 and encodes 114 amino acids. Lineage: Eukaryota; Metazoa; Arthropoda; Insecta; Hemiptera; Aphididae. The record is from RefSeq and is a predicted model, not a curated record.
UUUUUUAUUAAUUUUCACACCUUUGAUAAAUUAUUCAUCAAUUUCUAAUUAUUACACGUAGGUAUUUGAUUUUAUUUACGUCUGAAAAUCUGAGUGUCUUAGUGAGUGGUGUGACACACUAACGACGAGUUAGAUCGAUAUACCGGCGCUCGUAGACCCGGCGGAGCAUUCCAUUGCAAAGUUUAUCAGGGUGGUUCUAACAAACAAUAUAUUAUACAUACCUAUUAUAGUAUUAUAUCAGUGGGUAGCUCGCAGAGGUGUCUGCAGAGUCACAGUCACAGCCGAAAACCAACCAUGCAAAAUUCUCCAGCAAAGAAGAAAAAAAACAAAAAAGGUCACAAGAAGAAAAACAUCAAAGAAGAAAAAGAUGCAUUGCAGGAAGUGGAUCGGACCAUGUACAAUAUACAAAUAGCUGAUCUCACCGAAAAGCUUGCCAGAGUAACCAAUAGGUGUGCUGAGUUGGAGAGAAAUAACGAUUUGGAAAGAGAAAAAGCUAAUUCGUUGAAAGAGGGUCAAUGUGACAUCAUUGCAUAUUUGUCGAGACAAGUUGAAAUGAAAAACAACGAAAUCUUUGAUUUGGAAAACACUGUUUCAACAUUAAAAACGGUAUGCACAUAUAGCGGCUCCCUUCCUUAUUAGUACACCUGCUAUACUGCAAUAGUGUAAUAAAUCAGUAGGUACCUACCUACUUAUAUACCUAUAUACUAAUAUAAUUAUAUAUAAUACGUACAUCUUAAAUCGUCCUGGGUUCCUACUAAAUAUUCACAAAUAA